This is a messenger RNA of Mycena citricolor, 2411 nucleotides long. The record is from the annotation of a GenBank genome assembly. NCBI's taxonomy places the organism in Eukaryota, Fungi, Basidiomycota, Agaricomycetes, Agaricales, Mycenaceae.
AUGCUACGCAUAGCACACCCGCCUGCUUGUGCCCUCGGUGUUGACCCCCCAACUCCGAAACACAUUGGCCCCACGGCGGCCCUCUGUCCCGUGGCCUCGCACUUGAUGCGUACUGGGUUUAGAUCGCACACUCGAGUCCUUGGCAACUUGAAGCCUACUUGCUUCCUCGGGGGCCGGGCCAAAAUUGCUGUCUCUCUCGCUCGACUAGCUCGCCGGGAUGGAUCAAAAACGAAUGCCAAUCCAUACACUAAUAACGUUCUUCGCUCGGAUUAUGCUUCCGGGCAUAUUCGACCUGCUUCGCUCUAUAUAUUUCUCGCUGCUACACGGAUCCCCCGCAUUCCGGGUGCUAUGAGUCCCCCCCUCCUCGUCCUCCUGGGCUGGUGCGCGCUAUCGCUCGGUCUGUGUCUCACUCUGUUGCGCUGGGCGAGGGGGCGUCUGGGCGGGAAGUACGACGACGACGACGUGGACCGCGUGCCUGGGCCUCUUAUGCGAUCUUCGACGGAGUCCGCGAGCUUUGCCAGCUGGAUUUGGGGGCACGAGCUUCUGGUGUUCGCACACUCGGCCGUCCAGAUGUACGCGAUCUGGGCGCGCGAGUUCGGAGGCCUGUACAAGAUCCGGGCAGCCCUGUUCCAUCGCGACAUCCUCAUUGUGACCGAUCACGCAGCCGUGCAGCACAUCUUCGCGCACAGCGCGCGGUACGUCAAGUCCCCGGCGUUCCGGCCUCCGAUCAGGAAUGUGAUCGGUGAGGGCCUCGUCUGGGCGGAGGGAGACGACUGGCAUCAGCAGCGUAGAGUUCUGGGCCCCGCGUUCUCGGCAGACUCUGUGCGAGAGAUGACCGCGGCCAUCCACGGUUGCGCGGAACGACUCGAGAGUCGGCUGGUCAACCUGGUUCUGGGCGAGGCCUCGACGACGGUGAAUAUUCUGCACUAUAUCAGCGACUGCACACUCGAUAUCAUCGGCACAGUGGCCCUCUCUUACGCGUUCGACUCGCAGACGCUCGACGAGAGUGCCAGUGCUUCCUCCGACGCAGAGCAAAUCCGAUCGUCCUGGGUAAAUCACGUCGACACGGGCAUCACAUUCCCGGCUUUCGUGGCGCAGACAGUGCUCAGAGCCUUGCCCGCCGUCACAAGUCUCCCGCUGCCGUUGAUGCAGACUCAGGGCGUCAUCAAGACGAUCGUGCGGGAGAUCGGCCAGCAGAUUCUGGACCGGGAGUCGUCCGAUUCCUUGGAUGAAAUGCCUAAAGAACGUCCGAAGGAUAUUUUGACUAUCUUGCUUCGCGAACGCAAGAAGUUGGGGAACAGGCUGUCGGAUGAGCAAAUAUUGGACAACGUACGGACGGGCUCCUCUGAUUCCAGGUCUCGAACUCCCGCUGAAUUAUUGUCUUCCAGAUCUCGACUUUCAUGUGAGUCUAAUUCGCGCGCUGAUGCGCGUGGAACGUUCCCCGCUGAUCAGCGGGUUUCUAGCAUGGUCGGUCACGAGACCACGGCGGGAACGCUGUCCUUUAUCCUACUGGAGUUAGCUCGGCAGCCCUUGGUCCAGGAACGAUUGCGGGCUGAGAUAGCCAGCCACGAGCGAGAUCUUCCGUACGAGGAUAUACAAAAAUUGGAGUAUCUUGACGCAGUUGUUAAAGAGGGCCUGCGCUUGCACCCGGCGUCUCCACAAACUGAACGUGUCGCACGUGACGAUGAUUUCAUCCCCCUCUCCACGCCGCUGCCGCACAUCGGCGCAGGUCUGCGCGUCAAAAAAGGCCAGAUUCUGCGCAUCCCGUUCCUCGCGAUGCACACCAACCCGCGCAUCUGGGGCCCGACUGCGGAUCUAUUCGAUCCCUCCCGCUGGCUCGCGCCGCCGAGAGACCCGGCGUUCAACCGGCCGCAUGGUUGGAAUGGGCUGCUGUCGUUCUGCGAUGGGCCGAGGAAUUGUGUUGGGUGGCGAUUGGCUGUAUUGGAGCUGAAGAUAAUUCUCCUCACUCUCGUUCGAUCUAUCGUCUUCGUUGACACGGGGGUCCACGUGGACCGCAAGAUCUCGCCGACUCUGCAGCCCGUGGUGAAUGGCAAGGGCUCCGUAUUGCCGCUCCAUCUCAAGCUGGUUUGAAAAUCCGAAAAUAGCCGAGCGAAACCGUCGCUGUAAAUUUAUCGAUAUAUUGCUAUCUAAUCCGCUUGUACUUCUUGCUUGUAAUUAAUCCAUGUAAGCACUUCAGCAGCCCCACGGAUCAGCUCCAUUAUUGAUAAUUGAUAAUCACCAUCAACGGAGGAAAUCUCGUCCCGACAGAUUCUUGCAGCCCUUUCGCGCGAGAUCCUUCCCUUCACACAGAUAGAAGGAAGGACGAAAAGAUCAAUCCAUUAUGGCAGCGCGCAGGUCCAGAUGCGGCAGGACCCUGUGCGCCGGGCUCGUGGCGCGUGCCUCGCCGCCAC